Mycetomoellerius zeteki is the source of this 7440-nucleotide messenger RNA. RefSeq names its product Tousled-like kinase (gene Tlk). Gene Ontology annotation, molecular function: ATP binding; protein serine/threonine kinase activity. Lineage: Eukaryota; Metazoa; Arthropoda; Insecta; Hymenoptera; Formicidae. The record is from RefSeq and is a predicted model, not a curated record. The transcript is spliced from 16 exons. Bases 1640 to 4027 code for a protein of 795 amino acids. Gene Ontology annotation, biological process: chromosome segregation; peptidyl-serine phosphorylation; intracellular signal transduction. Gene Ontology annotation, cellular component: nucleus.
UAAAGUCCCGUGGUGUGCUCCGCGCGCGCGCGCGCGCGUCCUCCGCGGAACCACCGUGUCGUCGUCUCGUCGCCGCUCCGCUCCGUUCCGCUCCGCUCCGCUCCGCGCCGUUGACGCGCGCGGUGUGUAGUGCAUAGUGUGUACACGUACGAGGCUGCGUGCGCGCGCGCGUCCGCUCGCGCGGUUACGUAGUGUGCGUAUGUGUGUGUGUGUGCGUCUGUGUGUGUGCAGCGGAGAGUGCCUCCGUGUUUGCGCUUCUGUGUAUCGAGAAGAGAGCGCGUUACGGUUCCUACCGAGGUGAGCUUUUUAGUACGAAUACUGUCGGGCUAGCGAGCGAGAGUGCGGCCGACGCGAGACGCGCGCGCGUUUACCGGCAUCCUAGGAUUUCCGCUUCUUCCGCGCUUCGUGUCAUCGUGUUUUUCUCGUGUAUCGUACUCGUCGUCGUCGUCGUGUCGUGUGAUCGUGUACCAGUCCCCCGGUCCCCACCCCCGCCGUCUGUCAGUGUCGCAGUUAACGACCCGGUGCAUCGUGACCGCGGUCCGCGGUGAGUCGCGGCCUCUCCGGGUUGCUCGCGGUGGUCCCCGUCGCAAAAGAGUACGCCAUGCGAGAGAGGGAUAAAUCGGUGACUGGCAGGCGGCGGCCAUCUUCCAGAUGAGUUUUUCCUCCUUUCUUCCGAUAAACGAAGCGCGCUAUGCCGUGAAAGAGAAGGACAGCGAAGACGAGAGAUCGUGAGAGAGACAGAGAGAGAGAGAGAGAGAGAGAGAGCGCGCGCGAGCGCGACCCCACCUUGAUUGACAGAGAACGAGAGAGGAGGACGAAGGUGCGAGAGGGAAGGAAAUUUGUUCGCGUCUAUCAUAUAUGCGACGAGAGAUGCGGUGAACGGCGCGUGCUGCUCGGCGGAGUCACGAAAUUUCACGAGCGCGUGUCGCCGCUUCGACCAGGCCUUCGCCUCUCCGUCUGUGAGUGUGAGAAAGAAGAAACGGCCGAUCGUGCGAGCGAGAGAGAGAGAGAGAGAGACAGCAGACGUAUUAGGAAGUGCUGCCUUGCCGCGCGUGUACGAGAAAGAGAGAGAGAGAGUGUGUGGCGCACCGCGUGCGGGGGAAGAAAACGGAAGCAGCGGUGCUGAGUGAAAAGAACACGGAGAGGCCUGACCCCCUAUCGCCGCGCGUUUACUUCGUAAUCGCGUCGUUUUCGCGAGAACGCGAGAGACCGGCGGCCGGGACGAAGGAAGAGCGAAGAACAGGAGUACAUAAAAGGAGUCGAAGGAAAAAAGAAAGAAAGAAAGAAACAAAAAGGAAAUCCUCGCGUACUGUCGCCGGAAGUGGCCCACCGGGUGGCCGGGUACUGAUCGGGAGUGCGCGAAAACCUUACGGAUGGUCUUCGCGGUGCGGCCCACCCGGUACAUCGGCGAUCGAGAGAGUGUAGUGUGAGAUCAAUAAUGAGACAGGUGCUCUCAUUGGUGUAAAACGAUGCGGCGGAGCUGAGAGUUUUGUCGGGCGGCACUAGGGCUCAUGAAAAGUGUAUCCGGCGCGCGUAACGACGCCGUCGCCGUCAAGGACCAACGUGCCGCGAGACAUUCGAGCGAGUUGGAUCAGUGUAAUUAUAAUGUAGUGCCAACUCUGCAGAUGGAUAAACAGGGAUGACUGAUAAUUGCUGGAACUCUGGUGGUGGCGCUGGCGUCAAGAUGGAGCACUUUCAGGCCACCCUGGACCCAAGGAAGCAGGAGUUGUUGGAGGCCCGCUUUCUCGGAGCGAGGAUGUCUGCUGGGUCACAAAUUCAGAUGGCACCCCAAACAACCGUAAACUCUGGUCAGACAGUUCAUAGUCAAGACUCGAACAUGAGCACUGGCUCAUCGCAUAGUGAUAAGGAGGUGGAUGCAAACACUCCGGAAAAAGUACCACGGACUACUUCUGAGAGGAAAAGAAAGCGUAAAGCCGAUGAUGGAGGUGGAGGUGUCGCAGGUGGCUCUGUAGCUAGUAAGGGCGCUAGAUCAGUUGCUGCUCUUGAUAAUAAAAAGAUCAAUGAGUAUUUUCCAAAGCAUCAUCUGGGCAGUAGCCCUAUUCGGCAUGGUGGAGCCAAGAGUCCCUCCCCUCAACAGGGUUAUCCUAUGUAUCCGCCAUCGCCACAACAGUUACUUUCGCCACAAGUAACAACACCUAAUUCUUCGGUGGCGGAAUUCUCUUCGCUGAUGCAGCCACCGAGACCUCAUCCCCAACCUCCACCACCUCCUCCACCAGCUUCGUCGCAACCUGCAGGCUCGAUGGUCAGCAAGCAGGUGCAGGUAAGGCCUACCAACCUCAAUAGGACAAGCCAGGUCAGGCAAGCGAAGACUAACACCCCAAAUACAGAACUUACUUGCCAGAGGAUACAGGAAUUUGAAACUCAAGCCUCUUCAGACUUAGAACUACGUAACAAUAAAAUUGACGAGUUAAAUAGGACAACGGACGAACUUAGGCAUCAAAUCGCUAAUCAACAGAAAGUGCUUGAGCAGCACAAAUCACAUAUAAAUAAGUGUAUAGACGUUGUAAAGAAAUUAUUAAAAGAAAAAUCAAACAUAGAAAAAAAGGAGGCUAGGCAGAAGUGUAUGCAAAAUAGACUGAGGUUGGGCCAGUUUGUGACGCAAAGGGUGGGUGCGACGUUUCAAGAGAACUGGACCGACGGUUAUGCAUUUCACGAGCUUGCACGACGGCAAGAGGAGAUAGCAACGGAACGAGAGGAGAUCGACAAGCAGAAGAAGCUGCUACUCAAGAAGAGGCCGUCGAACAGCGAGACAGGCAGGAAACGUAGUCAACCACAACCCUCCUUGCACAACGGUACCGAGGCGACGUUUUUGAAGCCAGAUGCAGUACCUGGAUCGUAUACGUGGCAGGAGUAUUAUGAAGCUGACGAAAUACUCAAGUUGAGGCAAAGCGCGUUGAAAAAGGAAGACGCAGAUUUGCAACUAGAAAUGGAAAAGCUCGAAAGGGAGCGAAAUUUACACAUUAGAGAGUUAAAGCGUAUUCACAACGAGGACCAAUCGAGAUUUAACUCUCAUCCUGUUUUGAAUGAGCGGUACCUCCUACUAAUGCUGUUAGGAAAGGGCGGUUUCAGUGAAGUGCAUAAAGCAUUUGACUUAAAAGAGCAACGGUACGUGGCUUGUAAGGUGCAUCAAUUAAAUAAAGACUGGAAAGAAGACAAGAAGGCUAAUUACAUAAAACAUGCAUUGCGAGAAUAUAAUAUACACAAAGCACUUGAUCAUCCUCGAGUCGUAAAAUUGUACGAUGUAUUUGAAAUUGAUGCCAAUUCCUUUUGUACUGUUCUGGAAUAUUGUGACGGGCAUGAUUUAGAUUUUUACCUCAAGCAGCAUAAGACUAUACCCGAAAGAGAAGCGAGAUCUAUUGUUAUGCAAGUCGUAUCGGCAUUAAAAUACCUCAAUGAAAUAAAACCCCCAGUUAUACAUUACGAUCUAAAACCAGGUAACAUCCUGUUAACCGAAGGCAAUGUGUGCGGUGAAAUAAAAAUCACGGAUUUCGGUUUAAGUAAAGUGAUGGAUGAGGAAAAUUAUAAUCCGGAUCACGGAAUGGAUCUAACGUCCCAAGGAGCGGGUACUUAUUGGUAUUUACCUCCUGAAUGCUUCGUCAUUGGCAAAAAUCCUCCUAAAAUAUCGUCUAAGGUUGACGUAUGGAGCGUAGGAGUUAUAUUUUAUCAAUGUCUAUAUGGUAAAAAGCCUUUCGGUCAUAAUCAAUCGCAAGCCACCAUUUUAGAGGAGAAUACGAUACUAAAAGCCACCGAAGUCCAGUUCGCGAAUAAACCAACCGUCAGCAACGAAGCAAAGAGUUUCAUAAGAAGUUGCCUAGCAUACAGGAAGGAGGAACGUAUAGACGUACUGACACUAGCUAGACAUGAAUACCUGCAACCCCCAGUGCCAAAACAUGGCCGCCAAGCGAACAGCCAGCAGCAGCAGCAACAACAACAGAUCCAGCAGCAGCAGCAGAGCUCGUUCAAUAUCGGCAUGUUUAGUGGUAUGAACGCGUCGAGCAGUUCGUAGUGGAGAGGAAGGACUAAGGACAAAAUCCUCGAUAUAUACCAAUACAUGCCAAAUCUUGAGCGCUCGGACUGUGUACACCAUCUCAUCUUAGGGAAAUAACGAUUGCUAUAAUCAAUUGUAAAUACUAAAACCGGAUACUAUCAUCGUCACCACCCACCAUCACCACUACCACCACCACCACCCAUCACCACCACCACAAUUAUUAUCACAUCUACCACCGCCAUCACCACACCAUCACAACUAUACUUACAGGAUCGACUACAUAGGACAUUGCAAGAGAGAUGCGAGACUGGUCACCCGCAAGUCCAGGAGCUUGCGUCUUUCUACAAGCCACGCCACAUUAUUCAGCAUGACAAGAAACAAUGUUGUGUUCGUAAAUAUUCAAUUGUAUUAUCGUUCCUUGUAUCAAACAGUGCGAUGACUUGAUAAUAGUGUUUAAAAGAAACAAGAGAGCGAGAGAGAACGAACGAGCGUGCGAACGAGAAAAUAACAUGUGAUAAGUCAUUACGAGAUAAAAGUGACGUCUAGAAUAAGAGGGGAGGGGGGGAAAUAGAGCAUGUGUAUGAAAGAGAGAGCGCAAGAACGUCAAGUAAAACGAAAAUAAAGCAAAAAUGAAUUUUUUUUUCGAUGGAAGCAAAAUAAAGUUGAUGAGUAAAGGAAGCAACGAAGAAUAGGAGAAAAAAGUAGGAAGAAGUCGAGAAAAGCAAUCGGAGCAAUCGCUUUCACGGAGAUGACGUUUCUCUCUCCCGGCGUUUUAGUGUGCGUGAGCGAACGAUAGAGGAUUGUUAAAAUUAGUGUGAGUGUAUAUAUUUAUACUAUAUAUAUAAAUAUAUAUAUAUAAACUAAUAAAUUCGACAUAAUAUAUAUAUAUAUGGUGUAAAAAGAACGACGACAAGCAUUGACAGUAGGAAGACAACUGUGGUGGCUCUAUCCUCGCAUGACCUCCGGCGCCGGUACCGGCAUUCCAUGAAUGCUCGGCCUGUGCAUCAUGUUACUUUAUUCGAAUAUUAACAUUAUUACCUGUAUCAUGACUAAUAACGGUUAACAUACACGCGCAUCCACGCCCACAUACGAAAACACAUACACAACACGAGUACACGAAGGAGAUUUGAUUGGUUGUUCCUAUUCUGAGACGAGAGUGGGCUUUAUCUAUAAUGCCGGAACGAUAGUCCGAUAGAGAGCGAAGUGAGAAUCGCAUAGAGAAAACGAGAGAGUGUGUGUGUGUGUGUGUGUGAGAGAGAGAGAGAGAGAGAGAGAAAGAGAGUCGCGAUGUGCUCCCAAAGUGAAUAAAAAAAAAAGCAUCGUAGUCCACCACUUAUCGUCACCACUUGUAAACCCGUUCUCACGCGUAUAGUUUAAAACCCCGUGUCGAUUCGCUGUAACGAAGCCAGGCAUUACGUUUUUCCUCCUUCACUCUUCCUCCUUUUUUCUUCUCUCCUUUUUUCUCUCCUUUUUUCUCUAAAAUCAGCGAGUUAGAGAAAAAGACAGUGAGAGCAAGAGAGAGAGAGAGAAAGAAAGCGCGGAUCCAAAUGUGUGUAUAGAGCAAGUUUAAAGAAACGAUUAAAUGAUUUAAUUAAUUAAUCAAACGAGAAAUACGGGAAAAAUAUGACGAGGAUAAGGAAAAACGAGCAAAUAUUUAAGAUAAGAAAGCCCGUGAAAUGCUAUACCGACCCAAUCAUUAUUUCUUUACUCGUAAUUUGUUUUAUAUAUGUACGUUAUAUAUAGAUAAUUAUGAAAUAGAAAACUAAGUUAUUUUAUCAAGUGCCCUUGCUUUGUAUUAUAGUCGCGUCCGUCGGCGAGCUGUAGCUUCUGGGAGUAAAAGAAAGAGAGAGAAAGAGAGAAUGAAGAGAGAAUGUGUUGAGAGCGAAAGUGAGAUUAAAGCGAGCGAGUGCGUGUGUUGUUAAUAAAAUAUUGCGUCAGUUAUUGGUACAAUGUGGGCACCGGGGUAUUGAUAACAAUUCAAUACCAUCAAUGUGAUUGGCAGAAGUGUGGUGAGAAAGGAGAAUACAUUACAAGUCUGAACAGAGUCUACUACUUAGAUCCGUCGCUUCAAUUUUGACAAAAAAAAAAGAAUAUCAACCGUUCCUGCAUCCCGCAUCCCAUAUUUUUUUUUUCGUGAACACGCAGUGCACUCUUUUUUCAUUUUACACGCGCGACGUCGCAUUAAUCGUGCUCAUUGACACUCUAUGAGGUAACAUGAUUCCAAAGGGAAUUCGCGUUGCAAUUCGACAGUUUUCCUCUACGACGUAGAUUUCCGAAAAUUUAUUUCGUUGAUAAAAAAAGGGAGGAAGGGAGGAGUAUUAACGCGAUCAAUAAAGUAUAAAAAUUGUUAUCUGGAUUGUUUCUCCGUUAUAUCAUUUUCGCGCGAUGAACCUAGAUUGAGUAGAGCUUAUCUCUAAAAGUUUACUGCAGCCGGCCUUUAAAAAAUUAUCCGAAAGUGUAAUUUGUCAAGCGUUUACGCCUUCGAGAUUCUCGUGAUAAAUGAUGAACAUUUACACGAGAACACAUAGGGUUCGUAUACUUUGCGACAGGAAGGAUAUUUUACAUUUAUACAUAUCUAUGGAAUUCUCUAGGAACGUAAUCGGUGAACGCAAUCACGUGCAUGUAAAAUAGAAACGGAAAAAUUAAAAAAAAAAGGACUAUUGAAAACUUUUCACUGAGCACAAAUAGAAAGAGAAAUACCUUCCCAUCGACUAUAAGGUAUUGUCAUGAUCUACAUACAUCUAUUAUAAUAUCCGUAAUACUAAAUACUGGUCUUUUUCUUUUCCAAUUGUCCCUACAUGUCGGCAUAGUCACGAUCUUCCUCACGAUAAAAAAAAAAAGAAUGAAAAGGAAAGAAACAGGAAUUGCGUCGAGGACGGUGUAUGAAAACGUUAUAGCAAUAAAUUUUACGUAUUUGUGUAUAAUUUAAAAUUAGUAAACUUAUUAAUUAAAAUAUAAAUCACACGCAUCUCUCACGGUAUGCAUGAUAUCCCCGCUGUUUUUCAUUUCUUUUCCGACACUUACGUUUUUGACACUUACGAACGAUGCUGAACAAUGAAUUGCCGAAUGUCUAAAAAGUUAGAACAUUUUAUUUAUAUAUUUAUAUAUACGUAUUUAGUAUGUGUGAAUUAUAUAAAAAUGAAAAUCGCCGAGGUUACACGAAGUAUUGAUUAGGCUGAGAAUGCGCGCGCUUUGGGCCGAGGGCUAAUCGACUGGUCUCUGUAUCGAGAUAUUCAUUUAAUAGCAGGUGUAAAAUCGUUGCGCUAAUUACAACCACAAUAAUUCUUUUUAUCUUAUAUUCUAUGAGUGAACAAGUUAUGCGUACACAGAAUUAGUAUAAUUGUAGUAGAGAAGUGAAAUUCAAAGUGAGAACACCAAAUAUGCCUCGAAGUUAAUUAGUUUUUUCGAACUCGUAUAUGGAAAGUAAAAAA